AUGGGUAUUGAAAAUGGAUUCAACAUGAUCAUGAUGGCCGUUACAUUGUGCCUUGUAUUACUCUCCACAUUCUAUACGGGCAUCGUUGGAAUCCACGCAAUAUUUGGUGCUUUUAUCAAUC
Molecule: messenger RNA, 121 nt
Organism: Acaulospora morrowiae
Lineage: Eukaryota; Fungi; Glomeromycota; Glomeromycetes; Diversisporales; Acaulosporaceae
Source: the annotation of a GenBank genome assembly